Neurospora tetraspora is the source of this 534-nucleotide messenger RNA. RefSeq lists its product as uncharacterized. Bases 1 to 534 code for a protein of 177 amino acids. The record is from RefSeq and is a predicted model, not a curated record. Lineage: Eukaryota; Fungi; Ascomycota; Sordariomycetes; Sordariales; Sordariaceae. The transcript is spliced from 4 exons.
AUGGCGGUGGCACCGCAUGUCCUGACCACAUUUAGGCUUGCAUGGACUGUCAUAACGACAGAGGCGGCGACCUCCAGCAAGGAGAAGAAGAAGGCGUACGAACAUGUACGCAGAGCCAUGACCAUUCAGCGCAACGCCGCUGAGCUGUACAAGGAUGGCGCCAUCUCCCCACAGGAGUAUGCCCGCCUGCUCGCGGCCCGCCUGGAGAUGCAGCAAAGGGAGGGACAGUCAGUAGGGUACAGACAACCUGCCUCUUCGUCUCCGACUGAUGAGGAUCUCGACGACAGUGACGAGGAUCUCGACAACCAUCACGACCAUACCGAUCAUUUAACCAUUCAUGACGAGGAUCCCAGCAAUAGUAGCCAAGAUGUCACCGACAAUGACGAUGAUCUCACUGACCCAGAAGGUCCUAACGCCAUCACCGUGGUCCCCCACGAACUAGAGGAACACGAAGAAGAAAGGGUCAAUGAAAAUGGCGACAUUGGAAUUAUCCGUCAUCCGCCCUUGGCCAUAGUAGAUGAUAAGGACGCCUAG